AUGCCGCACUUCGACAAGAUUGACCCUCCGAAGAAGGGCAAGCCCAUCAAAUCAGCUUUCGAUAGUGAGAGCUUUGACGCUGAUGGCACCAUUCAUGUCGCCGGACUGGUGGGAUCGGCAACAAUCUCACCGUCCGGCAGAGACGUUGCUUUAGCCUCACCUGAGGGGUUGUCCAUCAUUGACCUGGAUUCGCCAUAUAACCCUCCUCGCCGUCUCAGCAGCCACGGCUCUCCAUGGCUUGUUACCGAUGUUCAAUGGUCGCCCUUCGCCGCCCGCGACUACUGGGUUGUCUCAACUGCCAACCAUCGGGCUCUCGUAUGGAACCUCAAUCUAAGAGACGACUCUGCUUCAGGUGCCAUCGAGCACUCUCUUCAAGGCCACAGUAGAGCCAUUACCGACGUCAACUUCUCUGCUCAUCAUCCCGAUCAGCUCGCGUCGUGCGCAGUUGACGGUUAUGUCCACUGCUGGGAUCUGAGACGCCCACGACAACCUGUGAUUACAUUCUGCGACUGGUUCGCUGGCGCCACCCAGGUCAAGUACAACCGUCAAGAUCCGCAUAUUCUUGCGUCGUCCCACGAUAGGUGGUUGCACAUCUGGGAUGAGCGACGUGCGUGCGAGCCCCUGAAAUCUAUUAGCGCACACACCUCAAAGAUUUACGGUAUCGACUGGAACAGAACUCGGUCAACUGGUAUCGUUACGUGCUCUCUGGACAAGCACAUCAAGUUUUGGGACUAUGGAAGCGAUCAAGAUGUCCCAGAGCGCGUCAUCCGCACCGAAUUCCCGGUCUGGCGCGCUCGUCACACCCCAUUCGGCCGGGGUCUCUUAGCGAUGCCCCAGAAUGAACCAGGCGAUUUGUACUUGUACGACAGGAGAUCGCCCCCUAAAGACCCCGAGGAGGGACCGACAGAACCUGUCGCUGUCUUCCCAGGACACGGCAAUCACAAAGUCAAGGAGUUCUUGUGGAGGAGCAGAGGCAGCAUCAAUGAUGAGGGGCUGGACAACAGAGACUUCCAGCUCGUGUCGUGGGGAGAGGACAAUGAGCUGCGACUUCAGCAGGUUGACCCGUCAAUUCUCGAAUCUGUGGGUUAUGUCAAGGGGAUGCCGGCCAGCAAAAAUCUAGUUCUUACACGAAAGGGGGCUGCAUACAAAACAUUCCGAACCGUGGAAGAUAGCGUCAGCCGAGACAGAAGGAGUGCGACGAUGAGUGACCCUCGUACCGGCGCGCAAUAUCGGCAGAGUGCCCUAACAAUGGGCAUGCGCUCAGGGCCGACAACCUACACCAGACUCGGAGCUGCCUGGAAGGGCUCAUCAAUGAAAGCUAAAAGCACGUCCAAAGGGAUGGACCGCAGCCAAGCCCACAUUGGCUGGAUGAAGGGCAUCAUGAUGAACAAGAGGAAGGCCUCGACCGAUAGUCCCAGAAGGGCAGAUUCGAAGGACUCAACAAUGUUCAGCCCCGGAUACAUGGACGACGACAAAUGGGGAGAACCAGAGACUAUUCAGGAAGAGUUUCUCCGCAUUAGCAUGCAGCUGCCCAAGGUCAAAUGGGAGAACAUCGACAUGGACUCGCUUACUCUUCAUGCAUCCCUCAACGGACCUUGGGGUGCGAACGGAGAAACUAUUUUCAUCAAAGUCAGAGUCGAUAUACCUUCGAACUAUCCAAGGUUCAAAGCCCCGCGAUUUUAUAUUGAGAAAACGAGCUUCAUGUCCGAGAAGACACAUAAGAAGGUCGAGCAUGAAAUCCACGAACUUUGCCACCAGUUUCUGCAACAGAAACAGAACUGCCUGGACGUCGCAUUUUCGUACUUGUUGGGCGAGAUCGACCUUGCGGCCAGUACAAACUUUUUCAAAAAUGUCAAGGACCUGGACGACCCCCUAGACGGGCUUGCCUCUGAGAGCUCCAGUGAAGACGAGAACGACAUUCUCGCCGGCGGCUCGGCGUCUAUGUCACAAGAGUUGCCCGCAAACGUCGAGGCUGAUAGCACCCUGGCACCAAACAAUCGACCUACGAUCCCCCCAUUGCCGCGCUUUUGCGGUGCUCGAUUCUCCAACGAUGGCCGCCUAGUCUGCUUUUUCCCGACCAAGGAAGAAAAAGCAAAGGCCUUGUUAUUCGCGCCAAUUGAACCCCUCCGCGAAAGGCCCAAGGGCGAGCCGGUGUUUGCGGGCUUCGGUCGCCUGGCACACGACUCACCGCCAGGGAAGAGAUAUGGCAACGACGAGAUGUCUGCCACGGAUGAGCAGUCUGAUUCGGAUGAAUCCGACGGCUCUUCCUCGUCUAGCGAUUCUGAAUCGACAUCUAUCAACAAAAUGAGUCUGUGGUAUCAGCCGCGUCACCGGUUCCACAGAACCUGGAGCGACAACCGGUCAAUCCGAUCUAGCGGCGGAGGCACUGGAGUUGGGACUGGGACAGGUACCGGCUCACUCAGGAGGCGGCCCGGCAAGUCGAAGAACGUCAUCUCGCUGCACGAUAUUUCGGAUAUCCUGCCUGCAAAGAAGGAAUUUGCCCAGGAGUACGCCAUCUUUGGAGAAGGCGCCCAAGUCUGCGAACACAACGCACAGGUUGCCGACAAGCACGGUUGCCAGGACUUGGUGGACGUAUGGCGAUAUCUCGCGUUGCUUUUGCGCAGAGAUAUCCCGCUAGAGUUGCUGGAUCAACGUCAGAGUUCUAUACUAGUUAUUGCACGAGACGCAGUCUCCCGCUACCGAGCAGAAGGCUCUCCGGAUAUUGAAGGAUCCAACCUCGACAAGGAUGUAGCCGAUUUCAACGGCAGAGUUAAAUGGGGCAACCAUCCGCUCGCGAGAGAUUUCAUCAACGACCUGUUUGAAUACUUUGAGAGGGAGGCAGACAUUCAGAUGCUGGCCAUGCUCUCGUGCAUCUUUAGCGAGUCGUUCACCGAGGACAGCGUCGCAUACGCCGAGUCACAUCUAUCUCAACCGGAGACGCCUCUACCGAUGAAGGCACCUUCGUUCUCUCUCGACUACUUCCCUACCGAUGCUUCCCUCUGGAACAUCAACGGCAGAAGCCAGACCAACUCUGCCAUAACCACGCCGCGAACUCUACACACCCCGAUCCGGUAUUCCGGCUCUCAGGGAUCUGCCGAGGAAGUUCUAUGGGCCGGCGAUCCAGGAUCCAAUUCGUACUCAUGCGGCGAAACACCGCCGACGCAUGGUGUCAAGGAGUAUCUCGGACAUGAAGGCGACCAGACACCCAGCCUAUCUACGUCGCCCAGCGGCCGGGUCCUGUCACGCGCCAACUCAGGCCUCACGUCGAGCUUCGCAAUCAACUUCCCUCGCCCAUUCAGUGGUGUCGCCACAGGCACCGCAACCGCAUCGUCUUCGCCCCCUAAUCAUGGACGAAAGCGACCCAGCCCCGCGGAUACCAUUCUCAGCACACUGGCUCCCAGCGCAGUCGGCAAUGUCACUUGGGGAAGCUCGACCGUUAUGGGCGACUCGGGCACGACGCGCACUUCUCUCUCCGAUGAUGAGGUCUACCGCGAAGAACUCUUUUCUUUCGUCCCCGUCGGCGUCUCGGUGCACAUGGAAGACCAGACAAUCUUUGAUGACGAUGGCUGGAUGACGACUCCCCUCCUCGAACCAAGCCGCACCGAAAUGUACGCCACGUACCGAUACGUGUACGCCGAGAUACUCCAGAUGUGGAACCAACCCCUGGCCCGUCUCGAAAUUAUGAAGUUCAACGUCCUCCAGCAGAACCAGGAAGCGGGCGGCCUGGACGAUUCCUAUCACGAAACCUUUAGCAUCGCCGAUACGGCCACCACCAUCCAACAACACCACCACAUGCCGCAUUCACAACACCAAACUCACCUAUCACAGUCCCUCCCCGCUCAACACCAUUCAACCCAACAACACCCCGCGCAACCGCAACCCCACCAACCACACAAUACAUCACCCAUCCUCCUCGGCAAGAAAGAGCAACUCCAGGCUCUCGUCGCCUCAGGCCGUGGCCUCGACGUGACCGGCGUCUGCCGCGUUCAUGAAACUCAGCUGGAACCUCUCAAAUACACGUCCGCGACCGCCACCCGUCUCGGGGGCGCCAUCGGCACCUGCGACCGCUGUCGCCGCACCCAGACCCAGCUCCUCUGCGUCUACUGUCGCGAGCCCGUCGACGCGCUCUACCCACCCUGCCUCGGCUGCGGUUGCGCCUUCCACGAGGCCUGUCUCGCAGAGUGGCACGCCGCGGGCGAGGUUUACUGUCCUGCUGGUGACGAAUGCAACUGCGUCGAGGAAGCCUCCAACGGACAGGUGGAGAGCUGGGCGGCGAUGAUGGGUGCUCUGCGGAAAGCACCUUCUGCCGCCACGACUACUGCCACUGCUACUGCUACUGCUACCACUCCUGCCACUGCCCCUGUUACCUCAUCCUCUGCCUCAAAAGGCAUCAUGGGGAAGGGGUUGAUGCUGCCCCCGCCUGCGAUCGAGGAGCCUGAUGGGGGAGACGUGGAGAGGGGAGAUUGGGAGAGCGUGGUUAGUUCAGUGGGGAUCCCGAGCCGGAUGCAGGGCGGCGGAGCGGUAAUGAGUGCCGCGAGAAUCAGCCUGGGGAACAGGUUGAAGAAGUCUGCCGGGGACUGGACCCGUGCUUCGACGAAUCUGAGGAGGAGAGGAGGAGGAGGAGGCGGCAACGGGAAUGGAAAUAUGAGUGGGAGUUGGAGGAGUGCUAGAUGA
Molecule: messenger RNA, 4674 nt
Organism: Colletotrichum truncatum
Lineage: Eukaryota; Fungi; Ascomycota; Sordariomycetes; Glomerellales; Glomerellaceae
Product: WD repeat protein
Biological process (GO): cellular response to amino acid starvation; positive regulation of TORC1 signaling
Cellular component (GO): Seh1-associated complex; vacuolar membrane
Molecular function (GO): signaling adaptor activity; protein binding
Source: RefSeq, a predicted model, not a curated record